This is a messenger RNA of Nilaparvata lugens (brown planthopper), 1082 nucleotides long. RefSeq names its product transmembrane emp24 domain-containing protein 1. Lineage: Eukaryota; Metazoa; Arthropoda; Insecta; Hemiptera; Delphacidae. The coding region runs from base 337 to 1050 and encodes 237 amino acids. Gene Ontology annotation, biological process: endoplasmic reticulum to Golgi vesicle-mediated transport; Golgi organization; intracellular protein transport. The transcript has a single exon. Gene Ontology annotation, cellular component: endoplasmic reticulum-Golgi intermediate compartment; Golgi apparatus; endoplasmic reticulum. The record is from RefSeq and is a predicted model, not a curated record.
ACCACGUCUUUUCAAUGAACGCGGAAUAUUAGUGUUAGUUAAGUGUCAAUAAAUUACAGUAGCAGAUAGUAUUGUUUCGUAAUUUGUCGGGGAGAUAAGGAGUUAAUGAGAAAGAUAGCGACUUUCUUUAAUUGAAUGCCCUAAUUACCCAGCUGUUCGAUCUGCAGUCACCCAGUUUUAGGUGCUAUCAAUAAUUAUCAUUCAACACACGUUUUAUCUAUGACGUGAGCUAACAUUAACAAGGUAUAGUUUUGGUUAUUCAAGAUUUUGUUCAAGUAGUUUCUGAGUUUCAGAGAGAUUGGACGGUUGUGUUUGCCGAUCGUGUUGUAAAAAUUCAUGGAUGUUAGAAACAAUAUGUGGCAAUUUAAAGUGAAAACUUUAUUUCUUUUAAUAUCAAUGGUUGGUGAAUGUUGCGCGAUGAAAAGAGAUGUUGAGUUAACAAUCUUGGUAGAUCCAGGUAAACAGGAAUGUUUUUACCAGCAUCUAGAAGAGAACCAGAGCUUGACUCUCGAGUACCUAGUGAUAUCCGGUGGUCAGGGAGGGUUGGACAUUACUUUCAAAGUUUUUAGUCCGGACGGUUUACAGCUUAUUUCUGACUAUAAGGGCUCUGAAGAAAGUCAUCAAUUCAACGUGAAAGACGCUGGUGUGCAUAGUUUUUGCUUGGAUAAUACUUUUAGUGCGUUCAAUCACAAAAUUGUUUUUCUGGCGAUAUAUGUGGAUGAGGCCGACGAGGACUGGUUAAGCUCGAAUGGAAUUUUUGAAGAGGAAAACGACGAUAACAAAAUCAUAAUUGAUUCAAUCAAACAUUCUUUAUUUAAAGCCCAUUCAAGUUUAACUGAGGUUCAGCAAAUUCAAGAUAUGUCAAGGUCUAAUGAAGCAAGAGAUCGGCAUCUUCUUGAGAGGAACAGUUCACGUGUCACUUUGUUCUCAAUUAUUCAAAUAAUUACAAUGAUUUUUGUAAGUCUUGUGCAAGUGUUGGUUGUGAGGGGAUUGUUGGACAGCAAAUCAAAGUUGAGUCGAAUAUGGUCACGUUUAUUCAAUAUCCUCUAAUGUUUAUAAAUUAAAAUUUUAUUUAUUUGAAA